AUGGUGAAGAAAAUAUUAUGCGAUUACUGUAAUAUAACGUUUGCAGACAACUUAUCAAGUCGUAAUCUACAUUUCAACAGCAACUCGCACAAAAAGAACAGAAGAAAUUAUUUUUCGCUGUAUAAAGACGCAAUAACAUUAUUUCUCGAGGAACGUCAAAAACAACCGUGUCGUCGAUUUAGAACUACUGGACAGUGUCAAUUCGGUUCUAACUGUAACUAUUCUCAUUACACCUUUGAACAAUUAAUUAGUCUAAUCAAUCAAGAAAACCAAAAAAAAAUUUGUAGACAAGUGGAAAACAUUAAUUCAAUUCCAACAGUUGAUUCUUGGUUAAUAAAGUAUCAACAGAGUUUAUACACUAGAAGCACAGGCAGUGAAACAAAUACCAAAAACUUACAAUUAAAUUAUCAAUAUAGAAAUUUACCAUCAUUAGCUCCUAUCACUAAUUUUGAUAAACUAAAGAGUAUAACUCUAAACACUUGGUCGAGUUUCCAAGGAUGA
This is a messenger RNA of Macrosiphum euphorbiae (potato aphid), 501 nucleotides long. The record is from the annotation of a GenBank genome assembly. NCBI's taxonomy places the organism in Eukaryota, Metazoa, Arthropoda, Insecta, Hemiptera, Aphididae.